AUGGGCGCCGCGGCGGAGCUGGCUUGGCGGCUGCGGGCAGCGCUGCAGGAGGAGGAGCCGCAGGCUGUGGAGGAGCUGCUGCGCCGCGGCGCGGACCCCAACCUGGUGCUAGCGGACGGCGCGGCAGCUGUCCACCUGGCGGCGGGAGCCCGGCACCCACGCGCUCUGCGCUGCCUCAAGGCUCUGCUGUGUCGAGGCGGGAACCCCAACGUGCGAUCGGCCGAGGCGCUGACACCGCUGCACGUGGCCGCCGCCUGGGGCUGUAGCCGCAGCCUGGAGCUGCUGCUGAGCCAGGGAGCCGACCCCCGGCUGCUCGACCAGGAUGGACUCCGGCCACUGGACCUGGCAGAACAGCAGGGGCACCAGGACUGUGUGCGCGUCCUGAGGGAGCUCCCAAAGCUGACUAGGACCCCUCCGCGGACCCGGUUAGAGACCCAGGAGCCGGAGCCUACGCCCAGCGGCUCAGCCCUCAAGGGAAAGGGGCUGGAUGCCAGCCCCUCUGGACCUCCCAGUGUGAUGCUGGACUCCACGGGCCUGGGCAGCAGGGACAGCAGGGACAGGGACCUGGAGGCUAGCCCUGGACCCUCCAGCCUCCUCGCCUGCCCUGAAGUUGCUGACAAGGAUGGCAGCUUGGAGUCCUCCCCUGGGUGCUGGGACUGCAGCUCAGAUGCCUCCUUCGUCACAGCAGUCGAGGCUUCUGAAUCCAAGGACCCAGCCCCGCAUACAUACCCCCGGGCUGGGCCAUUGCCCAGGCAGCAACUCCUGCCUCAUAUCCGACCAUCCCAGAGGAGGCUAAAGUCUCCGGACACCCCACAGCCGGAACAUGGAGCCAUCAUGACGGACAAGGAGGCCGAAUUAAAAGCCCUCCUACAGGCCCUGACUCUGACCUCCCCAUCCCACACGUCCCUCCCAGAGAGGAGCCCAGCCCACAGCCCCCCUCCGCAACCGCUGCCUGGACCCCUCGACUUCCACUUCCUCACAGAUGACCAAUCGUCCCCGGACAGUGAGGGGGGCGCCCUCUGGCUGACGGAGGACGAGGUGCAUUCCACAGGGGGCAGGGACCCAGUCCGCUCUGGCGGGUGUCUGCCAGUCAUGUCUGACCUGGAACUGCUGCAGAGGCUCCGGGCUCUGGGUGAGAGCCCAGGCCCCGUCACGCCCUUCACCCGGCCACAUUACCUCCGACGACUCCAAGAAGCCCAGGCUGCUCCUGGCCCAGACUUUUCAGGGCACAGCCCAGAGCUGACUGAGGCCCUGAGGACAGGCCGAAUCCCAGACGCCCAGGCAGAUGAGGAUGCACUUGCCCAGCAAUUUGAGCAGCCGGAUCCCAGCAGAAGGUGGCGGGAGGGGGUAGUGAAGUCCAGUUUCACGUAUCUGCUGCUGGACCCCAGGGAGACUCGGAACCUGCCAGCACGAGCCUCCUCACUAACUCCAGCUGAAUGCCUUCGGGCUUUCGUCCACGCCAUCUUCUAUGUGGGCAAGGGGACCCGGGCCCGGCCCAAUGUUCACCUCUGGGAGGCCCUUGGCUACCGUGGGAGGUCAGGAAAGCAGGCCUGCCCCAAAGUGCGCCAGAUCUUGGACAUUUGGGCUAGUGGUCGUGGAGUCGUGUCCCUGCAUUGCUUCCAGCAUGUGGUCGCUGUGGAGGCUUACACUCGAGAGGCGUGUCUUGUGGAGGCUCUAGGGAUCCGGACACUGACCAACCAGAAACAAGGACACUGCUAUGGAGUGGUGGCGAGCUGGUCACCCAGCCGCCGCCGCCGCUUGGGAGUACAUCUGUUGCAUCGCGCUCUCCUUGUCUUCCUGGCUGAGGGCGAGCGAGAGUUGCGACCCCAAGACAUCCAGGCCUGUGGCUGAGCACUGGGAAAUUGCCCAUCCGGGCUGGGUGGAGGUCAGGGUGUUUGAAUGUUCCAGCUGCCCUGUGCUGAAAGCAGCCCUCCACCUCCGGUUCUAGAAGUCUGCGGGGGGAGGGGAGGUGGAAUGAGAAGCAGGGAAGACCUCCCCCUCAAGCUAAGGGAGGACUCUGUUACAGAUGGAACUGCUGGGGAGGUAGUGAACUCCCCAUCAUGGGAGGAGAACAAGUGGACCAGAAGGUUCUUUGAAACAUUUGGUACUUUGGAACUUGCCAGGGCUUUGGCGGUUUGGGCCUGUCUGUGUAGACAAAGUCCACUUUGAUCUUCCAGGCACAGGGGCCCACACUGGGCUGGGAGCUUCCUCAGCUACAUGAAGGGAAGCUAUCCAGUUCAAGAGCUGGGUCCUGCUGCUGCCAGAGGUGGUACCUCAGACCAGUCACUUGUCUGUCUGAGCCUCAGUGUCCUCAGUAGGGACAGUGAGGUCCUGCCUCAGGGGAUUGUGGGGAUCGGAUGGGACUCAGAGCCCUGCCCUGAGCCAGAGGUGACCCAGGUGGAAAGUCUCCUGGGUAAGGGCAGUGCCCUGAGUUCUCAAGGUGCCAACUGUGUCUGGUGAUAGGCCAGGGCUAGGGAGCUGGUGGGUUGUGGGUAUAAGACACCAUCCCUGGGGGUCACUGUGCCACGCAAGCUUCCUGGCAUUGCUUCUCUGAGCCUGUUUCUGCCACCAUAAAAUGGGAUCAGUAACCCCAAGUUCUGGUGGUGCUCUGUGAUUUCAGAUUAGUCACAUUUGCAAAGAGUUUCAGUAAGAUGCCAGGCUGUGGCGCUGGCGAGGUGCUGGCGGGAUCAUUUAAGUUUUCCAGAAGUUGCUUCUUCAGAGCGUCCAGUGCGUUAGGGACUUGGGGAAAUGGGCUGCCUCAUUGGUUUCGCUGUCUCCUCCUCAUUGCAGCUUCGGCUAACCAGGUUCUGUAGUUCGACUCUAACCUGGACGGAGGUUCACCCACUCAGGUUCCUCCACUUUAGAGCCCAUGAUGCGACCCCCCACCCCACCCCCGCUCCCCUCCCAGCCUCCCGAGGGGGCCUGGGCUCCCCAUUCUAAUGGAACUGAAGAAACCUCUCUCUGAGCCGAGCAGCUUCCCAAACACCAAGCCUCCUGAUAAAGUGACAGCAAUGAAAACGGUGUCAUCUACCCAGGAAUGCGCAAACAGGUCGCUAGGAAAGAAUCCAGAGACCUCCAAAAUCCCCAAAGAGAUGGGCUUGGUCUAACGGAGUUUCCCAGCCCCUGCUCCAUUGAUGCUCGAGCCCAGUUCCUUCGGGGGUGCGGGCUGUCCUGUGCAUCGCAAGGCGCCAGGAGGCAUCCCUGGACUCCACCCACCAGGGGUCACUAUGGCCCUCCACCUCCCAGAUGUGGUCCAACUGUCUCCAGAAUUUCCCAAGGGACAGCUGUGCCCCUGGUGAGAGCCACUGGGCUAAAGUGGCGCAUAAACCAGUGGGGAAAGGACCCAACGGCAGUAACCAAGGGGGCAGUUGUCUCCUGCCGCCAUCCUCACAAACCGCCAGCGUACCUAGAUAUACAAACAGGAUAAAACACAGAGGAACAGGAGCAUGGCCACGGGGCAGGGAGACCCUUCUGCUGGACAGGAAAUGAUUUGGUGGCUUCAGAAUAAAUACCUUCAUGACAAAAGCCACCCUAAACCAAGUUGAAAGAUAAAAUGGGACAGCAAGAGGCACUGACUUGCUGUGUGACUUGGGGUGAAGGGGAUUCAGUGAGCUCAGCACGGGGCCUUGUAUACAGCUGGCACUCCAUUAUGGCUCCUCUAAUCCCAUGCGACAUCCGGUGACCCUCACCUCAGCCUCCAUGUGGACCUCUUCCUCCCCUACAGCGACAAGGAGUUCAUUCCCCCCGACUUUCUUCCUUCUGCUCUGGGAAUACUGCCCGAGCAGCC
Myotis lucifugus (little brown bat) is the source of this 3787-nucleotide messenger RNA. It is a transcript of the gene ANKLE1, whose product is annotated as ankyrin repeat and LEM domain containing 1. The transcript has 9 exons. Lineage: Eukaryota; Metazoa; Chordata; Mammalia; Chiroptera; Vespertilionidae. Gene Ontology annotation, molecular function: endonuclease activity; protein binding. The record is from RefSeq and is a predicted model, not a curated record. The coding region runs from base 1 to 1851 and encodes 616 amino acids.